This is a messenger RNA of Brassica napus (rape), 861 nucleotides long. RefSeq lists its product as uncharacterized. The transcript has 2 exons. The coding region runs from base 308 to 655 and encodes 115 amino acids. NCBI's taxonomy places the organism in Eukaryota, Viridiplantae, Streptophyta, Magnoliopsida, Brassicales, Brassicaceae. The record is from RefSeq and is a predicted model, not a curated record.
UAAAAAAAAUUUCGCGCCUAAUCGAUAAUAUUCCAAAAAUCUCAAUUAUUUCGGUCAAAAAGUAGACUCCCUCUCUGCUCUCCGUCUCGUCUCGUCUACUGUGCUCUGUCUCACUUUAGUCAAUUAUUUCUCUCUCUCUCUCUCCUCUGAGACAAAUCCUCUCCUCUCUCUCUUUACUCUCUUCUCAUCUCGUUGAUAUCUACCGACCUCCCUUCCUCAUCUUAUCUACUCCACUCCUCCUCCUCCUCACACUCCUCACACUCUUCCCUCCCUCAUCUUAUCUAUUUCAAAAUUCCCUCUACUGACGAUGACUCACCCGUACCAAGAGAUGAAGGACAUGAAGAAACACAAGAAACACUACGACAUGUUAGGCUACAUUUGCGAUGCCCAGUAUGGAAUUCCUACCCGUUGUCCAUGUGGCGGUGAAAUCAAGACAGAUGUUUCUCCAAAUCCUAAGUAUCGCCACGAUUUCGAUACCUUGCCUGGGAGUAGGUACUUCACCUGCAAGAAUUAUGAGGACGAUGGGAUGCACUUUCGUCAGCCAUGGGCUUUUGGUGUUGAGGAUGAAGUGAGGCGCCUAAGGAUGGAGGUGAAUGACAUGGCUGAAGAGAUUGCUAAGCUUAAGAGGAUUAUAACCUCUACCUCUCGUCCAUGAGAUUCUCAAAUCUCAAGUUCUUACUAUGGAUGUGCUAAAAAUAAGAACUUUGCUUUGUAUUCCCUAUCUAUUUCCAGUUUCGGUUACAAGUCUUUUUUUUGUUCUGUUAAGACUUGUAUAAGUACUACUAGGUUUGUUCUGUUAAGUCUUUGAAUCUUAUCUAAUGUUAGACUUAUUAUGUGGUUAUGUUAAGAACUUUGUUUGUC